CUCUCUUUUAAUUCGUUCAAUCGUAUUACAAGAGGCAUUCUUCACUCACCUAGGCCAUUCUCUCCAUCAAAUGGGUGAGAUUUUUCUUUCAUCGUUGCUUAUUCUCUUCUUGUUCACCGCCAAUUCUAUUGAGCUCGACUAUGAAGUCAGUACUCAUCAAGCGGCCGAUCGCGUGACCAAGCUUCCCGGCCAGCCCCCGGUAAAGUUCAGGCAAUACUCCGGUUAUAUAACGGUUAACCAGAGCCACGGAAGGGCUCUUUUCUACUGGUUUUUUGAGGCGCAGGAUGAGGCCUCAAAGAAGCCUCUUCUCCUUUGGCUCAACGGAGGUCCCGGUUGUUCUUCCAUUGGCUAUGGUGAGGCUGAGGAGCUUGGCCCAUUCUUGAUACGCAAGGGAAUACCAGAGCUUAAAUUGAAUGAGUUUUCUUGGAACAUAUGUAAGAUAAUUCAAACUAUCUCUUUUGAUUAACUUAAC
Molecule: messenger RNA, 472 nt
Organism: Phalaenopsis equestris
Lineage: Eukaryota; Viridiplantae; Streptophyta; Magnoliopsida; Asparagales; Orchidaceae
Product: serine carboxypeptidase-like 34
Exons: 2
Coding region: 71-466 (131 amino acids)
Biological process (GO): proteolysis
Cellular component (GO): vacuole
Molecular function (GO): serine-type carboxypeptidase activity
Source: RefSeq, a predicted model, not a curated record